AUGCCAAUGUUCCGCUCUGACCGAACUGCAUCCGCUCGCUUCGAGGUAUGUGCGACAGACCGUGUUGGUUGUGGAGUCCGGGCUUUCUGUCAUUACAGGUGUGACCUUAGCACUUGUUCUUGGUGGAGCUCAUUUACUCCGCUCCUCCUUCUGGCCGCUCUUCUUGCGCUUUUUCCCCAUUGCCGUCUUCUUCGCUGUCGGGCUGUCCCUCAAGAUGAGUGCGGUCAACCAUUUUCAGGCCGGGACCAUCAAGAUUGUCGGUCAGCUGCGGCUAGCCUUUGUGGCUUUGGCCUCGACUUUCAUUCUUUCGCGAACGUACACCGUCAAGCAAUGGACCUCCAUUGCUUUCGUGACGCUAUUUUGCGUGUUGUUUGUCCAGCAGAAGGGCCAGGGGAGGAGUCAGCUGGGAAAAUCAUGGAAGUGGACCGGGUUAUCUCAGCUUCUCGGAUGGGUGUGCAUGAAUGUCGUCGGCGGCACUCUGGCUGA
This is a messenger RNA of Symbiodinium natans, 486 nucleotides long. The record is from the annotation of a GenBank genome assembly. NCBI's taxonomy places the organism in Eukaryota, Dinophyceae, Suessiales, Symbiodiniaceae.